GCACAUAGGUACGACGUGACCAAUCAGAGCGGAACGUGGGCGGGCUUAGUGAGCAUCGCUCUGUCAGAGCGGAGCGGCUGGAUGACGUUCGAGCACCGGAGAAGUGGGAGAAUCCGCUCUGGACAUCACUGCUUUCCCCGGAUUACUCUGAAUGAGUUUGCUAUAAACGGCUAGAGUUACAUAACAGCUAGUAAUUCACAGAGCUAGCCUGUCUCGUAUACAACUGCAAGGCGAAGCAUACGCCGAAUUACAUGUUAUCUCGGAAUAGGCAUCGACCGUUGUGUGCAUUUACGUCUGGGUGUCAAGUGCGUGUGUUGCGGAGCAGAAGUUCCAGAAGGUUACUUAAAGAGCAUCCAUCAUGUCAGUAGUAGGCAUAGACUUGGGUUUCCAGAAUUGUUACAUCGCGGUGGCCAGGAGUGGUGGCAUUGAAACCAUCGCCAAUGAGUACAGUGACAGAUGCACGCCGGCUUGUGUGUCUUUGGCAACUAAAAACCGCAUGAUCGGAAAUGCAGCAAAGAGUCAAGUUAUAACAAACUUCAAAAAUACAGUUCAUGGCUUCAAAAGAUUCCACGCUCGACCAUUUGAUGACCUAUUUGUUCAGACAGAAAAGCCCAAACUGCCUUACAGUUUAUGUAAGCUGGUCAAUGGAAACACUGGAGUUAAGGUUCGUUAUCUGGAUGAAGACAAAGUGUUCACAGUGGAGCAGAUCACAGGGAUGCUGCUCACCAAGCUGAAGGAGACGUCAGAGAGCGCCCUGAAGAAGCCGGUGGUGGACUGUGUCAUCUCAGUCCCAGGUUUCUUUACAGACUCAGAGAGACGGUCAGUGUUGGACGCCACUCAGAUCGCAGGCCUCAACUGUUUGCGACUAAUCAAUGACACAACAGCAGUGGCCUUAGCCUAUGGGAUCUACAAACAGGACCUCCCUACUCCAGAGGAGCGGCCGAGGAACGUGGUGUUUGUGGACAUGGGACAUUCAUCAUUCCAGGUCUCAAUUACAGCCUUCAACAAAGGAAAACUCAAGGUCCUGGCCACAGCGUUCGAUCCCUACCUCGGAGGCCGUUACUUUGACGAGGCGUUGGUGAAUUACUUCUGUGAAGAGUUUAAGAGCAAGUACAAGCUCAAUGUGAAGGACAAUCCGAGAGCUCUGCUGCGUCUGUACCAGGAAUGUGGGAAACUGAAGAAACUGAUGAGUGCCAACGCCUCUGAUCUGCCCCUGAACAUAGACUGCUUCAUGAAUGACAUUGAUGUUUCCAGCAGAAUGAACAGGGGCCAUUUUGAAGACAUGUGUGCUCAGUAUUUAUUGAGAGUCGAAGUACCACUCAAGGCAGCCCUGGAACAAUCAAAACUGAGCCGAGACGAUAUCUAUGCGCUGGAGAUAGUAGGAGGAGCUACGAGGAUGCCGGCCAUCAAAGAGAGGAUUGCCAAGUUUUUUGGUAAAGAUGUCAGCACCACGCUCAACGCAGAUGAAGCUGUGGCACGAGGCUGUGCACUUCAGUGUGCAAUCUUGUCUCCAGCGUUCAUGGUGCGGGAAUUCUCUAUCACAGAUGUGGUUCCUUUUCCCAUAACUCUUCGCUGGAAGUCACCAACAGAGGGCGGACUGGGAGACUGCGAGGUGUUCAGUAAGAAUCACGCUGCUCCGUUUUCCAAAGUAAUAACCUUUCACAAGAAGGAGCCCUUUGACCUGGAAGCCUUUUACAGCAGCCCUGCAGAUCUCCCGUACCCUGACCUCCGGAUAGGAUGUUUCUCGGUCCAGAAUGUGGUUCCUCAGCCUGAUGGCGACACCUCAAAGGUCAAGGUCAAAGUGCGAGUCAACGUCCAUGGCAUUUUCAGUGUGUCGAGUGCGUCUCUGAUCGAGAAGCAGAAAGGAGAGGGAGAGGACAUGGAGAUUGAAUGUGAGCCCAUGGAACAGAAUGACAGCGGAGGAGAGGAUCAGACCAAAAUGCAGGUGGACGUUGAGGGCCAGAGCCAAAUGGAUCAACAGAAUGAGGAAAGCAGGUCCAACAAUAAGGACGGUGCCUCUGGGGAAAAACAAGACCCAGCAUCAGGAGGAAGCAAGCCCAAAGUCAAGGUGAAAAGUAUGGAUUUGCCUGUCGUAGCCAACACAAUCCGACAGCUCAACAGAGAGGUUCUUCACAACUUUGUGGCGUAUGAGCGUCAGAUGAUUACACAGGACAAACUGGUAAAGGAGUUGAAUGACGCUAAAAAUGCAGUGGAGGAGUAUGUCUAUGACCUGAGGGACAAACUCUGUGGAGUCUACGAGAAGUUCGUCACAGAGGAGGACAGUAAACGGUUGACGCUGAUGCUGGAAGACACAGAGAACUGGCUGUAUGAGGAUGGAGAAGACCAACCCAAACAGGUCUACGAGGAGAAGCUAGACGCACUCAAGAGGUUGGGUCAGCCCAUUCAGGACAGGCACAGGGAGCAGGAGGACAGACCGAGAGCUUUUGAGGAGUUGGGGAAGAAACUGCAACUCUACAUAAAGUUUGUGAAUCUCCAUAAACAGAAGGAUGAGAGAUACGUACAUUUGAGUGCAGAGGAAAUGUCCAGUGUUGAGAAGUGUGUGAAUGGGAGCAUGGCCUGGAUGAACAGUAAGAUGAAUGCACAGAGUAAACUCACUGUAACCCAAAAUCCUGUGGUCAAAGUAGCAGACAUCAUCACCAAAAUACAGGAGCUGGAUACUGUAUGCAACCCAGUGAUGAACAGGCCGAAGCCCAUGGUGGAAGAAGCUCCUGACACCAAUGAUCAGAACAGUGGAGCUCAUAAUGGUCCCACAAACAGGCAAGGAGCAGAUGGAAAAGGUCAUCAGACAAAGGCUGGCACCAAAGACAUGGAGGUGGAAUAAGAUCCUCAACUGAAACACGAACUGUGCUGCUAUCACUGCGUUACCCAUCACUGACAUUUAGGAAAGUAGAAGCAUUUUCACCUGGGACCAAGUGUUCAACCUCAGCAGGCCUCACGUUUGUGGUUUAGGUUUUUCCUGCCCUUCACUGAACUUUGUUGUUUUAACCCUUUCACUUCACAUGUUGACAAUGUCGUGCUUUAUUCUCUGAAACAUUUAAAUACCUGAAUAAAUUAAGAACUGCUGC
Messenger RNA from Cynoglossus semilaevis (tongue sole), 3086 nucleotides. RefSeq names its product heat shock protein 4 like (gene hspa4l). The coding region runs from base 359 to 2842 and encodes 827 amino acids. The record is from RefSeq and is a predicted model, not a curated record. The transcript is spliced from 19 exons. NCBI's taxonomy places the organism in Eukaryota, Metazoa, Chordata, Actinopteri, Pleuronectiformes, Cynoglossidae. Gene Ontology annotation, cellular component: nucleus; cytosol. Gene Ontology annotation, biological process: protein folding. Gene Ontology annotation, molecular function: ATP-dependent protein folding chaperone; ATP binding.